Messenger RNA from Pan troglodytes (chimpanzee), 1993 nucleotides. RefSeq names its product SH2 domain containing 6 (gene SH2D6). Lineage: Eukaryota; Metazoa; Chordata; Mammalia; Primates; Hominidae. Gene Ontology annotation, cellular component: cytoplasm. Gene Ontology annotation, biological process: cell surface receptor protein tyrosine kinase signaling pathway; intracellular signal transduction. The record is from RefSeq and is a predicted model, not a curated record. Bases 1026 to 1790 code for a protein of 254 amino acids. The transcript has 14 exons.
GACCAGCUCAGUGGGAGCAGGCCCCGGUGAGUACUGGGACUCCUCUCUCCCCUGCCCUCCCCUCUUGUCUCUCUCUACCCCUCCUCUCCUGGGCACAGCCAUCCCAGGAGCUGUGCUGUCUCUGCCUGGCCCGUCUCUGCCCAGGGAGACCAUUCACGCGCCUCCACUUCCUGUCAGCACUAGGGCUCCCUGACUCCCGGCUUCCCCAGGGAACCAGCUCAUGCAGUUAUGCACCCAUGGGCACCAGCUCUGCCCCCAGCCUCCUUCUCUGCUGCCCUGGUACCAGGGCACCUGUCAGUCACACUGUCAUGGAUGUGAAUGUCCCAGAGCACAGCGUCUGUCUCACAGAAACUCCAGGGCCCCUUGGGCAGAGUUGACUAGAAUGUGCUUGCAGGCUGGGGCCACCGCUCCCACCCCCCAGAUGUGUGGGUAAGUGACACAGGGGGUCAGAGGGGCCCAACAGACUGGGAUCCCUUGCAAGUCAGGUCCCCCCUGAAUGACUGCACACCUCCUGCCUCCCAGAGCCCAGCACUGCGGAGUCACAGGGGCCUAACUCUCCCAUCUGUCUUGGCCAGAAUCAAGGGUGCAGGAGACAGGGGAUGGGCAUAGGUGGAAGGGCCCCUUGUUUCCAGACUGCCUACCUCAGUGGCCCCGUGGCAGCAUUGGGAAUGCCUGUGAUGAGUGGUUCCUUUGAGUUGAAGCACUGGAGCUGUCAAGGGCGGGUGGUUUAUUAUACUGGGGAAAGGUGGGCAGGGAGGAGGUGAGGCCAGCUUGUCUGUCCAGACUCCCCAGAUUGGAGAGAAGAUGCUCCCAGCCCUUCCUUCCUGCCUGCCCCAGGGACUUGGAGACACAAGGCCCAGGAGGAGGACGAGGAGGAAAAUAAGUAUGAGCUGCCCCCCUGUGAGGCUCUGCCCCUCAGUCUAGCCCCUGCCCACCUUCCUGGCACUGAGGAGGACUCCUUGUACCUGGAUCACUCUGGCCCCCUGGGUCCAUCAAAGCCGUCGCCACCCCUGCCUCAGCCCACCAUGGUGAGAGGCUUCUCCAGAAGUCCCUCCUUCCCCAGCCGCCCCAUCCCAGGCUGCCAUUUCCCACUGAAGGGAGCAGUGAGCCUGCCAGUGCCCGGAAAGCAGGAACCUAUCUUUGGGAGGCGAGAGCAGGGUGCAUCGUCCAGAGUGGUGCCAGGCCCUCCAAAGAAACCUGAUGAGGACCUCUACUUGGAAUGUGAGCCCGAUCCAGUCCUGGCUUUGACUCAGACUCUCAGCUUCCAAGUCCUGAUGCCCUCAGGCCCUCUGCCCAGGACAUCAAUGAUGCCCAGGCCUACCACAGCCCCCCAGGAAACUCGGAAUGGAGCAGCAGAUGCCGCCUCUAAAGAAGGAAGGAAAUCGUCUGUUCCCUCUGUAGCCCCCACUGGGAGCACCUCAGCUGCUGAGGACGGUGAUCUGCUGGCUCAGCCUUGGUACUCGGGGAACUGUGACCGCUAUGCUGUUGAGAGUGCCCUGCUCCACUUACAAAAGGAUGGGGCCUAUACCGUGCGCCCCAGCUCAGGGCCUCAUGGCUCCCAGCCCUUCACCCUGGCAGUGCUUCUCCGAGGCCGGGUCUUCAACAUUCCCAUCCGGCGGCUGGAUGGCGGACGCCACUAUGCCCUGGGCCGGGAGGGCAGGAACCAUGAGGAGCUCUUCUCCUCCGUGGCGGCCAUGGUCCAGCACUUCAUGUGGCACCCUCUGCCCCUUGUGGACAGACACAGCGGCAGCCGGGAACUCACCUGCCUGCUCUUCCCCACCAAGCCUUGAGGCCACAGCGAAGAAUGCAGGUGUCUGCCCAGUUCACUAGGUCCUGGAUGAAGGAACCGUGGUGGCCUAGACCAGUCAGGGGACAGCACAGGCACUGCCGGAACAGCAAAGGAUCCUCUCACAUCUACUUGUGGGCCUAGGGCACCCUGAGAGGGACUGGCCUACCUUGCACAAGUUCGCAUUCAAUAAACAUUUGUUGAAUG